ACACUUCCAGCAGCACUUCAAGUUCAUGUAAAACUAGUUAUUCUAGUAUGAAGAAAAAGGUGCUGUUAAUGGGAGCGUCGGGGAGCGGCAAGACGUCUAUGCGUUCUGUCAUCUUCUCUAACAACCAGGCAUCCCUCACUUCGCGAUUAGGAGCAACUAUUGACGUAGAGCAAAAUCAUGUACGAUUCCUAGGAGACCUAAUCCUCAAUCUAUGGGAUUGCGGUGGACAAGAUUCUUUCAUGGAGUCAUACACAACUACGCAGCGAAGCACGAUAUUCCAACAUGUCGGAGUGCUUAUAUACGUAUUUGACGUCGAGUCUCGCGAUAUGGGGAAAGAUCUUUCGUAUUAUUGUGGUUGUAUUGAUGCAUUGAGGAAGUAUAGCCCCGAUGCGGCUGUGUUCUUGCUGGUCCAUAAGAUGGAUCUCGUGCGCUCGGCGAGGAAAUCGAUAUUGGAGAGGAAGACGAGAGAGUUGCGGGAUGCGAGUCAAGACGUGGGGGUUACGGUCUUUGGGACGAGCAUAUAUGAUGAGAGUCUAUAUAAGGCUUGGUCACGCAUCGUACACACCCUCAUCCCGAAUGCUGCAAUCCUAAGCAAACAUCUAACGACGUUCGCCGAAGCAUGUAGCGCAACGGAAGUCAUCCUCUUUGAACGCACAACCUUCCUCGUUAUCGCAACUUCCAAACGUUUAGAUCCACCUCUGACACAGGACCAAACAACGAACGGUACGGCGCCAUCUGACGAAACAGCUGCAGAUGGCGCAGAUAAUACAGCCGCUGCAGACAUCGAUCCACAUCAACUACAACCAACUCGAUACGAACGGACUUCUGAGCUCAUCAAAGCAUUCAAACAUGCGUGCAUGCGUACACGCGAGGAGUUCCGGUGUUUAGAUAUGGAGCUUCCGGAGUACACUGCUGUACUGGAUGAACUGACGAAGAACACGUAUAUUAUGGUCAUCGUGCAUGAUCCCACGAUAGAAACCGCUGCGAUUAAGAUUAACAUCCAACUUGCACGGCAAAAGUUCGAGGAGCUGCAAGCGGAUUCAAUAAACUGAUGUGCCAAGUUGACGGGAUAUGCAAUUGUACUUUGUAACCUGCUAUGGUAAUGCACUUGUCUUGGUUCUAUCAUGCAGUCGGAGCCGCCCUUUUCUCCAGAUGGCUUGCAUAGUCGGAAGUUGAUGGUGAGACCAGGACAGAGGCGUGGACUAUCAACCACACCCUGAUCCAUGCAUUUCACGGAGUCAGAUAUAGCAAAAUG
Molecule: messenger RNA, 1255 nt
Organism: Fomitiporia mediterranea MF3/22
Lineage: Eukaryota; Fungi; Basidiomycota; Agaricomycetes; Hymenochaetales; Hymenochaetaceae
Exons: 5
Coding region: 48-1052 (334 amino acids)
Biological process (GO): cellular response to starvation; cellular response to amino acid stimulus; positive regulation of TOR signaling
Cellular component (GO): nucleus; fungal-type vacuole membrane; Gtr1-Gtr2 GTPase complex
Molecular function (GO): GTP binding; GTPase activity
Source: RefSeq, a predicted model, not a curated record